Molecule: messenger RNA, 1911 nt
Organism: Lizanozyma spartinae
Lineage: Eukaryota; Fungi; Ascomycota; Pichiomycetes; Serinales; Debaryomycetaceae
Gene: NDT80
Product: transcription factor
Exons: 1
Coding region: 1-1911 (636 amino acids)
Biological process (GO): meiotic cell cycle; positive regulation of transcription by RNA polymerase II
Cellular component (GO): nuclear chromosome
Molecular function (GO): DNA binding; DNA-binding transcription factor activity
Source: RefSeq, a predicted model, not a curated record
AUGAUGACCCUUCCUAAUGAUGAACACACUAUUUCGGCUGAUGAUGCUGCCUCUGUGGCCGUUGCUGCUGGAAUGGGUGUUAAGGAGGAAGAUGAAUCUAUUCCUCAAUAUUCCACUCUGCUGAAUUUAUUCAAAGCUGAAGACCCAUUGUUGGCUGCUGCUUCACAAAGUGGUGCUGGGGCUGUAGCACCUCCUGGUCAAGGACCCUCCGGACAUUCCGCCCAAGGUAACCCAAUAACUGUCAAUACUGCCAACGGUGGAACUGCUGCUGAUGUCUACCAACAACAAUUACAACAACUGGUGUUGGGAAACUCUGUUGCCGGUAAUCCAGGUGGGCAAAAUAAAGGGUCUGGUCAUAAUAAUGGUACUAAUGGUACUCGUUCUGCUCAACCACAAGGACAAUUACAUCAUAUUCAAGCCCACCAAUUACAAUAUCAGUCACACCAACCUCACCAUGUUCAUUUAGCCCAGGCAGCUCAACAAUCACAGCAACUGGCAGUUGACCAUCACUUGUUACAACAACAACAUCAAUUACUGUCAGCAGCUUUACAGUACCAAUCUCACAUGCCUCUACAUCACCAGCAACAACAGGCUCAACAACAAUCAGCCCAAGUUGCCCAAGCAGCUGUGGUUGCCCUGCACCAUCAACAACAACAAGCACAACAAGCACAACAAGCACAACAACAAGUACACCAACAACAACAGCAACAACAAGCUCAGCAAGCUCAACAACAUCUUCCACACUUUCCAAUGCACCAUCAAAACAAUCCAGACCAUUUGUUACAUCAACAACAGGCCCAACAACUGUUACAUCAUCACCAACAAAUGCACCAACAACUUCCUCCACAACACUUGCACCAUCAAUUGGCUCAACAUCAACAACACCAACAAGCUCAAGCAGCAGCAGCAGCAGCCGCCGCCGCCGCCACAGCUGCACAUCCUACAGUUAUGGAAUUAAUGGCUCAUGAUCAUCUGGAUUUAUUGGAGCCAGCUUCUAAUCGAAAAGUAGCUCCCCGUUCUGCAGAUUUGUUUCGUGUUGGACCUCAUUUCCUGGAGACCAGACAUCAUCAGGAUAUUUAUUGUAAAGCUAAUGAUAUGGAUGUUACCCCAAUUUUACAAGCCCGUAUUGAUAGAGGAUUUGAAAUGGGUGAGAAUGGAACAUGGAUUGGAUAUAAACGGAAUUACUUCACUCUUGUGGCAUCAUUCCAUUUGGAAAACUUUGAUUUUGAUCGAUUUAUUAUGAACAAGUAUUAUACUUAUGAAAAACACGGCAAACAUACGCAACACCAUCAUAUACAUGGAUUACAUCCUCAUCAUAUGCACAAUGGUGGUAAUGGAGGCCCUGGAGAAUCAAAAGUUGAGAUUAGUUAUUUUGCGAUUCGGCUAGUUGCCAAAUGUUCUGAUGAUGAUGUUGCUAUAAGUUUAGUUCAACGUACACCCAAGAGAGAUAAAGAACCUCAAUUCCCACCUCCUAUUUAUCCUGCUGUCCCAGCUGAAUUGCCCGAUCAUGAAACGGUUAAGGCCAGUUGUAACAAACGGAAUGGAUCCAAGAUUGAAAAUAUGAACAAGGUGUUUUAUUUUGAUCGAGGAGAUUAUUAUGGUAAGAAUGGAUUAGACCAAUUAAAGGAUAUGACUAUUUUAAAGAAUUAUCCGUCUGAUUCAAUUGCCCGGGUGGCUAGAUUUGAACGGAUUCAAUUCACCAGUUCUAUUCGAAUCAAAGCUACAUCUGUUAAUUCCAGAUAUUUUACGUUACAUGUUGAAUUAUUGGGUAUUUUAGAGGACGAAGAUCUGCAAAUCCAACCAAUUCUUUUAAGUAGCAUUGAAACUCCACCUUUAAUUAUUAGAGGUCGUUCACCUUCAAACUACCAUAAAGAUAGAACCAGUGGGUAUAGAGGACAUAUGCAGAAUUGA